Linum trigynum is the source of this 1160-nucleotide messenger RNA. The record is from the annotation of a GenBank genome assembly. NCBI's taxonomy places the organism in Eukaryota, Viridiplantae, Streptophyta, Magnoliopsida, Malpighiales, Linaceae.
CCCUAAUUAAGCUAUUCGUUGGUUCCAAACUAGUCUCUUUUAUUAUUUCUGGGGUUUGGACGUUUUGUCUCUCUUAGCUAGGAAAAGAAGAAUCAUCGUGAUGUCGAGCAGGUUCGUAUUGGCCGUCGGUUGCUUCCUGGGUGCAGCCGGCCUCACCCUCCUUCACCAUUCCAAACGCGCCAAGAAGGAAGUCGAGUUUCUUACUUCCGCCACAAGGCUCACCCUCAAAGAACUAGGGAAACUUUUCGACGACGACAAUCGAGAGAGAGACCCGCCUGCUCUUGUUGCUGUCUCGGGAAGAGUUGGGUCAUCGGAGCCGAUCGCUUGCAAGAUCAGCGGCCUCAAAGGUGUUUUGGUGGAAGAGAAGGAGGAGCUAGAGUUCGAAAGGAAGCAUCCUGUUUAUGGGUAUUGGAGUCGGGACUCAGCCCUAACGAACUUGAAGACCAAAGAGGUUCCCUGGUAUCUGGAUGAUGGAACCGGUCAGCUUGUGUAUGUUCGGGGAGCCCGUGAAGCAUGUCGUUUCAGCUUUGCUGUGAAAAGGGAAGUUUUUGAGGAGUGCCCCAAAACACCAACUGAACAUAAAUUCCUCAAGCUUUUCGGAGUGAAGCGAACUGAGAGCCUGAUCCCAACUGGCACCUCCUUGACUGUCGUUGGCGAGGCUGUAAGAGAUGAGAGUGGGAGAGUUUGGGUUCAGCCACCACCAGAGGAGGAAGCGCCAUUUUAUGUCUUUCAAAUGACCAUGGAUGAACUUGUUGCCUAUCUGAAACAGAAUGGAAGCCUCUUCAAGGAUUUCUCUGAGUUUUUGAUGAUAUCUGUGGGUUUUGUGGUUGUGUUCGGGUGGAUGUGCGGAGGGAGGAAAACUUCCCAGAGGAAAAAUUUGCAGCAAUUUUUGAGGACCGUAUUGAACUCUUAAUUAUUUCUUUUAUGUGUAUUUACGAACAUACUAGUUAUGGAUUUGGUCCAUUUUGUCGGAUAAAUUUUGUUUUAUAUACUAGUUAUGUGGGUUAGGAAUUUGGACCAUUUAUCGGAUGAAUAUUGUUUGUUUCAUAAUUUUACAUCAGUCGAAUUCACGAAUCUAAUCGCCCACGAGAAUUUUUCUACCAUUUCAAGUGUUACUUUCAUCGUUUUUCCGAUGUGUGGUAUAAAGAUGAGUAAGGCAA